This is a messenger RNA of Botrytis cinerea B05.10, 4689 nucleotides long. RefSeq lists its product as hypothetical. Bases 717 to 3698 code for a protein of 993 amino acids. The transcript has 2 exons. Lineage: Eukaryota; Fungi; Ascomycota; Leotiomycetes; Helotiales; Sclerotiniaceae. The record is from RefSeq and is a predicted model, not a curated record.
GGCUUGGAUACUAAUUGGAUUUAUGGCACAUCAAGACGCCAUAUAUGCAGACUGCAAGCUUUCAGGAUCUAAUAUGACUCCUCAGGAAACGGAAUUGGUUGACGAACUUUUAGGUCUUCUAAUAAUUCAUCAAUUCACCCCCCUCUCGCUUUUUUCUCUCUCUCUCUUUACCCCACACAUGAUAUGUGUAGAACAACUCCUAACUUCUCACUUACCUACUAUUACUAGACACUUGCAUACCAUCUUGAAAAUUCCUGCUGCGUCUCCUCCUUCCCUCUUUUCUUUCAACCAACGAGUUCCUUGAUUGUUUCCAAUUUGUUUCUCUGUGAUUUCUGUUGGCCGUUCGAAUCAAUUCAUCUGCAGUCGCCAGCCACCUGGAGUACCUCGAUGCGACGAACCAUCCAAUAACCCUUGACAUGCACUGAAAUUUAUUGAUUGCGACGCGUCGACAGCCUUACCUUUUCUUCCAGCGCGCCUUGAUUUUUUUGACAAUUGAUUUAAACCUCGAGUCCUAUCUCUGCCGUGCUCUGCUCUGCUCUGCUCACAUAUCCAACUCUUCGAAUCCAUCGCGUUUAUUGCCAUUUGCAAUUUGCAAGUUAAUAAGGUUGGCACCUCGAAAAGUAUUUCUCGUUGCGAUUCUAAACCUACGAACCCCCACCCUCUAAUUUCUUCGAUGCGACAUUUCCCACGUCUCCCUUAUUGGCAACUAUCUUCCUAUGGCUGCCUCUCACACCGCGACCGUUCCGGAUACACCAGACCAGUAUAGAAGCAACAGUAUUAAUAAUACAAUUGGGAGAACACAAUUGGGCGGAGCCUGUAAUUAUACGAAACUGAAUUUUGGAACAAAAUGUGGAUGUUAUGAAUUCUGGGGCCAACCUCAGAAUUCAACAGCCAGCGCAGUACUAGAGAAUGGAGGAUUGCCUAGAGCGGAAGUCUGCGCAUGCGGACAUCAUCUUUGUUUUCAUGGUCGCAAAUCUUCACAGCCAUCAGAGGACCAGCGAUCACGAGCUUUAAGUAAUGUCUCGGGACUCAAUUUGGAGCCUAUUACUCCUAUGGCUCAAGUGAACCGUCAGCCUUCUACUCCCAAGAAUCUCAAAGGACCUGAAAAUGAAAACCUGGACCCCGCUCGCCGAAGUAUCCAGGAAACCCUUGAAUGGAGCCGACUUGUACAAUCCGAAACGGGGCCAGAAGAACUCCCGCCAAUUCCAUCGCAGUGCUUCUUGCCCUCAGAGACUGCUUCAAUGACCUCAAGCCAGGCUAGGCGGCCUUUCUUUGGCUUGGGGCUCAAUACCUUGAGUCAUAUUCCUCGACUCAACACGCAAUUGCAAGCUGUACAAACAGGUAAGGGACGACCUUUGCAGGCUUAUAAAACCUCUGACGGUCGAACAUUUCUUGAAAGUCCUACCGAGGUAUUGACAACGACACCAAGUCUUCAAGCAACCAAGGAUUUCGCAUUUCAAGGUGUCCCAGAUGAGCAAGCUAUGGAUAAAACGCUAGCAAAUAUUAAUAUCAAACCUCAAGCUGCUACUUUACCUCUACGCUCCAACAGGUCGCCCUCUAUCCAGGCUUCUCAGGCUAUACCUGGACUCAGUGACCAAGGGGAUAUUCUCAUGGAUCUCAUAGCUAAUUUCGAUGAGCCCGAUAAGCACCUUGUCCCCAGACUCCGUGAUAUCAUAACAGAUUUUCCAAAUACCAAGCGCAAUCAUGAGGAUAGAAUCGAUGCUCUUGAGAACACAUCAUUCUCAAACACAGGGUUUGAGGAGCUACAAGGAGAGAUUGAUGAUCAUGGUGAACGUAUCAAUGAGCUUGAGAAUAGAGUAGAAGAGCUCGAAAAGGUCAAUGCUGCAGCUGACGAGAGCAGUAUAGGUACUAAUAGAAACCUGAAUGAGUCAUUCGAUUCUCAGGCAACCAAAACAUCCUCUGCUCUCACAGUGAAUGCUAGGGGCCGCUCUAGUCUUACUACUCGUAUGGAAAAGCUUGAAGAUAGACUUACUCAGAUAGAAGCUACUCUCCCGCCAUCAUGGGAUCGACCAUGGGAGAUUGAGGUCGUAUUCUUACCAUAUGGCCCCGAGAUGAUGGGUAUUUGGUCUACAAAUCACGCAGCAUCCAAACGCUCAAGGGUCAAUAGUUGCGCAUCUGAAGAUUGGACUCAAACUCAACAAAACGUCUUGGCUGCUGCGCAAGCCUCUCUUUGCGAUCAAGGUUAUUCCAUGUCCUGGGAGAAGAUGAUGUUGAAGAAGGACAAUGAAGAUGAUGAUCUCUUGAUGCCGAAAGCGUGCGGUGUUACCACUACGAUUAAUGAACGCUUAAAGAGCAGAGGUUUAGUGAAGGUGGUGCAAAUCAAAGGCCCUGAUGCUCGAGAUGUGCAAGUAGCCCUGAUGUCAGCUUUCGGAGAUCUUCCCAAAAAGUUAUCCGAAGAUGUUUUCUCGUCUUCCAAACAUACUCCACCUCGGAUUCCCAAAUCCUUGGACAAUUAUCUUGGACUGCGCGCUGCUUGGAUACCACUGAGGAAGCUACAUAAAACGUCGGUUCUGAGGUUUCUAGAUCCUUCAGAAAUGGUCACUCCUGCAUUGUGGACUGUGCCAUUCCUUUCUUCAAGUGUGGCUAUGCGCACAAAGAAUAUGCGGAGGCUUUAUGUAACACAAGCGGAUAGCUAUCUUCAGCAUCACAUCAAUCGCUCGGCAAGAUGGACUUGGCAAAAGUUACGUCUGUUACCUCGAGUUCACGAUGAAGAUGCUGUGGAAAGCCAUACGCCCGAGGCUGAUGCUGCUGAGACAUGCUGGGCGUGGGAUGAGCGCCUUGAUCCGGCUGAGGAUAAUGCAUCAUUCACUACAUCUUUGAGUAUUCGAUUAUCUCAGGAGGCAGAGGAGGCAGAGGAUGCUGAGGAUGCUGAAAUCGAGCCCAGUUCUCCAUCAGACGAAUACUCUGCUGUUGACACACCUAUGGAGUCUUCUACUCCAACUUCGGUUGCACAUUCCAGAGUACCAGGAUCAUCUCCUGUCAAACAAGAUCGUUAUCCAUAUAAACCACUUCGUACGGCUUCCAUGUCCGCACUUGCCCCACUUAUCACGGCUCAAAUGGGAAAACGCCGAAUUGGCUCCUAUGAUCGUGAACCACAAUCGUCUCCCAUUCCAAAGACCUCUAGUCUAAAGCGUCGCCGUACGUCAAAAUCGCCUAUUCGUCCACGUGAUGACUGGAUUAUUGGUCCCCCAAGCCCGGGGAUCUCUACAUCGCAGGAGGUUGUAGAUUACAAGAGAGGUGUCACUCCAUCUGCAUACGCUACGCCCCAUAGCAAUGCACCUUAUGUUGAAACAAAUUCCCGUACAAGGAGUUUUCAAACGCAGGAAGAUGCAUAUGCUGACGCGACUUAUAAUGAUAUUAAUAUGGAUGAAGGCUAUGAUGAUAACGCAUUGAGCGAAUUUGAACAAUUCGCUAACGAUGCAUCUGACGAGGAACAGCAACUCUACGAUGUGUGGGGGGGCAUGGUUGACGAUAUUCCCAAAGAGGAUUCACAAUCAACAAUCAAGAUGACAACAGCUGGUCUUCUUCCACGAGAACCAGAGGUCAUUGAGGGGGAUGAAAGUGACGAUAGCGAUACUCCAUCUGAAUACCCUAGUACACAACCUGUUGGGAGAUAUAUCAAAGGAGCUGUUUUUCAAAUUCAUGUUGAUGAGGAUUUUGAAGAUGAACUUGGUUAGAAUAUAAAAUAUAUUCAAUGAGUAUGAUCCGACGAUAUAGUAGAGACGAGGGAAGGGGUGGAUAUAUGUUGAUUUGUUAUCUGGCGAACAGAACAUGAGAUUUUUCAUUGCUGUUUUUUGAGCCUUGGAGCGUAGCAUGGAGUAGGGGGGUUGGUGCAUUGGUGUAUUGGUGUUUUUUAGGGUUUGUGUGAUCUUUUACUUUUCUUUUCUCUUCUUUUACUUUCUGGUUCUUGAGAAUUUUUGAGGGCUGGUGGUCAUUUCUUUGGAUGGAUAUUGGAUGGGUGGAAAAAAGUACAUUUGGGAAAAAUGAUUGUGUAGGCAGAUGGAGGGAAAGAUCUCUUGGAGGAAAUACAUUGAGUCAUUAAGAAGAGUCAAUGGAGAAGAUAAACGAAAGAGAGGAAUAAAGCGAAAUAUCAAGAGAGUUGAGAUUAGAAGUGGAAGAUUCAAAUUGGAAAAAAAUAUCAAAGAAUAGAGAACAGAUUGUGGAAGCGAGCAUGCCAUGGCAUUAUAUGGUAUGGCUUGAUAUCUUACAAGCUACAUGUAGAUUGAAACACGAAAUAGAGCAUGGGAUUUUUCAUUCAUUCAUUCAUUCUUUCUUUUGUGGAUUCGGGGUGAGUCUUUAGUUAGAUAUAUGCGUAGAUAUAUGUAUGGAUGGAUGAAUAGGAGAGAGUAUUUGGAGGGAUUUCUUUGGGAAGUCUAUGAGGUGUUGGAUUGUACUUUUGCUUAUUGUGCUUUCGUUUUGGGGGAGGAGAGAGGAGAAAGGGUUAGUACACAUGUUGAAUCUUGAGAAUAGGAUCGAGAUUGAGAAUAAUAUCUCGCUUUUUUAUAUUGUUGUAUCAUAAGACUAAUCUGGUCUGGUCUGGCCUGGUACGUUCUAAGUGAGGUGCGAGAUACGAGAUGUGAGAUGUGAGGUGCGACAUUUGGACUCUCGAAUGUUUUGUAUUGAUUAUAGGAGGAAAAGAAUAAAGACGAAAAUGUGAGUGAGAUUGUA